AUGUCGUACAACGGAGUGGGGCUGCGCACGGCGCGCGGGUCGGGCACGAAUGGGUAUGUGAUGCGAAACUUGAGCUAUGUGAAGCCUGCGCACAUCCGUGAACGCGAGCGGCAGGCGCAGAUGAAGUACGCGAUGCUGGAAGAGCCGCACAACAAGCACCCCGUGAACAAGCAAAUUUUGCUGCACGAGAAGAAGCGACAGGUUGAGGUCAAGGUGAUGGAGCUUCGCGACGAGCUGGAAGAACAAGGUUGUGACGACGAUGAAAUUGAGGAAAAGUGUGCUGCGUUUCGUGAGAAGAUUCGAGCGCGCAUGGAGACUGAUGCACGGCGCCUUGACGACUCGAAGCACGCCAGUAGUCACGCCAAGGCCAUGAAAAAAGAGAAGGAACUCGCUGCUCUCAAGGACGCCUUUGGUAUCCGAGACAAUUAUGUGGAAGGCACAAGUUUCGACGUCGAUUUGCAAGAACAGCGCCGGCUCGAACGAGCGGGCGAACCGACCUCGACUGCAAAACAACGACAGGCAAUUGUCGCCAUCGUCCAAGAAGGACGCAAAGAAGAAUGCAAAGAAGGACUCGAAGAAGGACUCGAGGUCGAAGGAGAAACGUCGUCGUCCCCAGCGCUCUCCGUCAUCCUCAUCAAGCUCGUCAACAUCAUCAUCGAGUUCGUCUUCAUCUUCCAGCGAUUCGUCCUCCUCGAGCGAAUCCGAGUCGGAACGCAAGCCAAGAAUCCGUCGAAUGAGCACCAAGGACAAAACUCGAUCGAAGAGCCGAGACAAGUCUCCGCUGCAGUCGUCCUCCGCACCUGCAGGUCUUCGACCCUCCUCACCUUCGGCUAA
This is a messenger RNA of Aphanomyces invadans, 834 nucleotides long. RefSeq lists its product as hypothetical. Lineage: Eukaryota; Oomycota; Saprolegniomycetes; Saprolegniales; Verrucalvaceae. The record is from RefSeq and is a predicted model, not a curated record. The transcript is spliced from 2 exons. The coding region runs from base 1 to 834 and encodes 277 amino acids.